GGCCCUCUGAAAUCUGCGGGAAUUAUCACGAGAGCGGGCGAUAAGGAUGAGAUUUCAGGAAAUGCCACAGUAAAAUCAGAACAAAUAAGGAAUUUAUAGAUCAGUAUAAUUAAGAUUUUCCAUCGCAAUGGUCGUCCACAUCUCAGUCAUUUUAUUACUGGGAUUAAGUUCGUUUUUAAGUCCAGUUCAAGCAGUGAUUAGUGGCGAUAUAUACGGACCUUUGGUUGAACUUGUGGUCAAACAACUAAAUGGCAGUCAUUUGGAUUGGGAUAAUUGGACUACGAAAAUGAGUUUGACUUUGGAAAGUAAACAGCAGAAGCGAGUGGCAUGGAAUAUUCCCUGGUCGCACCUGCUGGAGGAUGGAAAAUCGCUACUAGAAGUGCAACAACAACUUAGUCCCGGAAAUGCUUUCAAGCUGAGGCUGUGGAUGAGCUACUAUUGGUACCUACGACGAUCUCAGCUCAUGAAUGGGAUUCUUCUAUCAAACUUUGCCCUGGAAUUGGCGAAACUCCAAAGAAAUGAACCAGAAGUAUGGAACAAUGAUGUCCAAAACAUGUGGCAGAGUUUGCCAAGAUCUCUGAGGAUAUUAUUAAAAAGUCGCACCGUAUGCCUGCAACACAAAACGGAGAUGUUGUAUGUGGCAACUGAAAAACAACUGAUCUUGGGCGCCAAUAACAAUUGUAGUAUGUGGGUGGUUGAGGAAUGGAACGAUCACCGGCUAGAACUAGUGAAUUUCUGUGAUGAUAAAACCACUUUCUACAUCAGGACGGCAUCACCUGACGGAUCGCAUGUCUUGCUCAGUGUCCGCAACAAUGUAGCUAGACAUUUUUGUGUGCUAAAUGGCAUGAGUUUCUAUAAAGAAGUCUCCAAGACGUCAGAAAUGGAAAGCCAUUGCCAUUGGCAAAUAAAUGAUUGCACCUUUUUACCUUUGACAUUUUCAGCUAACAAUAAAAUCUAGCUAUUCGGAAAUAAAAAUGUACUUAAUAUCAGGUAUCAGCUUUAAAUAAUUUUAGAACAGAGUAAAUUGCGAUUAACUGGGGUAUAGCGAAAGGAUUUUAUUUUUUGAGCUCUGGUUCUUAUCAAAAACUAGACUUUUAAGUAUAUUUUACAGCCAGCUCUUUUGCAACUUAAGAACAAUCGAGGCGGUCAAAUUUAAAUUAAAUUUUUUUUUGGGAUUUUGGAAGAAUACCCCUGAUAACAUUGUUUUAAUUUGAUAUUUAGUGGGAAAUACAUAGUGCAACACGGAAUUUCAUCGCAUUUGAAUGAUUUUCAAAACUAUACCUAUUUUGGUUUCUGUGGCUAAGGCUCUAUCUUUUAAGAACAUUUUCAU
Molecule: messenger RNA, 1330 nt
Organism: Drosophila gunungcola (fruit fly)
Lineage: Eukaryota; Metazoa; Arthropoda; Insecta; Diptera; Drosophilidae
Exons: 1
Coding region: 128-958 (276 amino acids)
Source: RefSeq, a predicted model, not a curated record